This is a messenger RNA of Solanum pennellii, 1584 nucleotides long. Its product is annotated as provicilin-like. Bases 1 to 1416 code for a protein of 471 amino acids. NCBI's taxonomy places the organism in Eukaryota, Viridiplantae, Streptophyta, Magnoliopsida, Solanales, Solanaceae. The transcript has 6 exons. The record is from RefSeq and is a predicted model, not a curated record.
AUGCCAAUUUUCACUAAACCAAAACAUUUAUUUAUCUUCUUCUUGAUCCUCUCUUUGGUCAUCGCAUCUCAAUGCGAUGACCAGAAUCCUCAGGGUCAACACCCUGAGGAAAAAUUCCGAGAGUGCCAACAACAUUGUGAGAGUCAACAACAACAAGGAGAAUCGAAUAAUCCCUUCUUAUUCGAGUCUCAAAGGUUCAAGUCUCCAUUCAAAGCUAGUCAUGGUGAUUUACGCAUACUCGAGAAAUUCACUCAAAGAACACAACUUCUACAAGGAAUAGAAAAAAUCCGUGUUGCUGUCCUUGAAUUGGAGCCUCACACUUUCCUAAUUCCUCAUCACUGUGAUGGUGAAAUCAUAUUUGUUGUUGUUAGAGGAAAGGGACAAGGCACAAUUAGUAUCGCGGAACAAGAUGACAAGAACUCGUUUAACUUAGAGAAGGGAGAUGUAUUCAGGGUGCCCGCUGGUUCAAUUAUCUACUUGAUCAAUAGAAAUAAAGAAGAAAAGUUCUUUGUUUAUGGGCUGGCCAAGUCCAUCAAUGCCCCUGGCAAAUUACAUGAAUACUUUAGUGCCGGAGCUGAAAAUCCUGAAUCUUUCUACAGAGCAUUCAGCAGUGAUAUCAUGGAGAGUGCUUUUAAUAUCCAAAGGGACAGGUUAGAGAGACUAUUCGAACUACAAAAGCAGGGGAUAGUAAUCAAAGCUAGUGAAGAGCAAAUUAGAGGUAUAAGCAAACACGCUUCGCGCUCCACUAAGCAAAGUAAAGGUAGAACAAUAGGACCUUUCAAUUUGCUGAAGGAACGUCCAUUGUUCGAAAACAAAUUUGGACAGUUCUUUGAAGUAACUCCAGAAGGAUUUGAGCAGUUGAGAGACUUGGAUGCUGCUGUUGGUUUCAUGAACAUAGACCAAGGUGGAAUGGUACUACCAUACUACAAUUUAAGGUCUAUAAGGUUGGUUAUGGUUGUUGAAGGAAAUGCUCGGUUUGAAAUAGCGUGUCCUCAUCUUGGUAGACAGGGUCGAGGCCAAGGGCCUCGUGGAAAAAGAAGAGAGCGAGCACAAGAACAAGAACAAGAACAAGAACAAGAACAGGAACAAGAAGGAGAUGUGCAUUAUCAGAAAGUACGCGGUAAUCUAAAGGUUGGUGAUGUUUUGGUAAUCCCUGCGAGCCAUCCUAUUACCUUUAUAGCAACCGGAGGCUCGAAUUUGAGGCUACUUGGUUUUGGAAUCAAUGCUCAGAACAACAAAAAGAACUUCCUUGCAGGUAAACAAAACAUAUGGAGAAACAUAGACAAGGAAGCAAAAGAGUUGUCGUUCAACAUGGCUGGAAGGGAGGUAGAAGAGAUAUUCCAGCAGCAAGAUGAGUCCUACUUUGUGGCCGGACCGGAGGAGCAUCGAUGGCCUGCAGCAGAGGGAGAGAGGUGAAGGAGGAAGAAGGGGACAAGAACAACAAUGUCAAAGUGAGAGAGGCUUGUGAGUAAAUAAGAGAAGGCUUCUACCUAGAGAGAGUACUAUAUAUACUCAUAUAACUUCCCUACUAAAAUAAAUUUGGUCUUGUGGUGUGCAAUGUAAACUUUUUGCAUCUCAUGUUGA